Molecule: messenger RNA, 784 nt
Organism: Nicrophorus vespilloides
Lineage: Eukaryota; Metazoa; Arthropoda; Insecta; Coleoptera; Silphidae
Product: serine protease inhibitor dipetalogastin-like
Exons: 1
Coding region: 22-669 (215 amino acids)
Molecular function (GO): serine-type endopeptidase inhibitor activity; protein binding
Source: RefSeq, a predicted model, not a curated record
UUUCUCAGCAUCCUGAACAACAUGAAGGUAAUCAUCUUUGCUCUUGCCGCCGUUUUGGCUCUGGUCGUUGCAGACGAUUGCCCUUGCACCUAUGAGUAUAAUCCAGUGUGCGGAAGCAACGGACAGACAUACUCCAACCCGUGCCAGCUGAGAUGCGCCCAGCAGACCUACGCCGACCUCAGAUUCUUCUACCCUGGUAACUGUGGAACACCCAACUUCGAUUGCCCAUGCACAAGAGAAUUCAGACCGGUGUGCGGCACCAACGGUUUCACCUACAACAACCCGUGCCUCUUCAGAUGCGCCAAGGAAACCUUCGAUUCCAUCGAAAUCGCAUACGAAGGAUUUUGCGGAAACCCAGUGGAAACCAGGAUCUUGGACUGUCCUUGCACCAGGGAAUACCGUCCGGUUUGCGCUACAAACGGAGUCACCUACGCCAACCCUUGCCUCUUCAGAUGCGCCAAGAAGACCUUCGAGUUCAUCGAGAUCGCUUACAGCGGAGAGUGCGGAAACCCGAGGGAAACCAGGAACUUGGACUGUCCUUGCACCAAAGAAUACGAUCCGGUUUGCGCAACGAACGGAGUCACCUACGCCAACCCUUGCCUCUUCAGAUGCGCCAAAAAGACCUACCACUCCAUCGAGAUCGCUUACAGCGGAAAGUGCCUACAAUAAAUAUGUGCUGGAAUGUCACCACAAAUGCAACAUAAACCUUUUACAAUCCACUAGAAAGCUAAAACAUUAUACACGAAUCAAGCAAUAGAAUAAAUAUUACAAAUCGCAAUAAUAA